Messenger RNA from Merops nubicus (carmine bee-eater), 522 nucleotides. It is a transcript of the gene RTF2, whose product is annotated as replication termination factor 2 domain containing 1. The annotation marks the transcript as partial. Gene Ontology annotation, cellular component: nucleus. Lineage: Eukaryota; Metazoa; Chordata; Aves; Coraciiformes; Meropidae. Gene Ontology annotation, biological process: mitotic DNA replication termination; site-specific DNA replication termination at RTS1 barrier. The record is from RefSeq and is a predicted model, not a curated record. The transcript has 5 exons.
GUUGACAAAACUGCUGAGUUGGUGGCCAGAUGGACCUACUGUGCUCUGAGUCAGGAGAAGUUACGGCGCCCGAUCGUAGCCUGUGAGCUUGGCAGGUUGUACAAUAAGGAUGCUGUCAUUGAAUUUUUGUUGGACAAGUCAGCUGAUAAAACUCCUAUGGAAGCUGCAUCCCAUAUCAAAAGCAUUAAGAAUGUAACAGAACUAAAGCUCACAGACAAUCCAGCUUGGAAUGGUGAUAAGGAGAGCAUAAAAGGUGACAAAUACGAUGACAGCCAGUCUGCAUGCUUCAUAUGCCCUGUGGUGGGACUCGAAAUGAAUGGAAGACAUAGGUUUUGCUUCUUGAGAAACUGUGGCUGUGUGUUUUCUGAACGGGCUCUCAGAGAAAUUAAAUCAGAAGUUUGUCACAAGUGCGGUGUUCCCUUCCAAGAGGAAGAUGUGAUUGUCCUGAAUGGUAAUAAAGAUGAUGUGGAAGUAUUGAAGAAAAGAAUGGAGGACAGAAGACUUAAAAGUAAACUAGAAAAG